Molecule: messenger RNA, 1221 nt
Organism: Aureobasidium subglaciale EXF-2481
Lineage: Eukaryota; Fungi; Ascomycota; Dothideomycetes; Dothideales; Saccotheciaceae
Exons: 2
Coding region: 1-1221 (406 amino acids)
Molecular function (GO): 5-methyltetrahydropteroyltriglutamate-homocysteine S-methyltransferase activity; zinc ion binding
Source: RefSeq, a predicted model, not a curated record
AUGUCUGCUGCUAAGAGAAGCCCACCUUUCAGAGCUGAGCAUGUUGGCUCGCUGCUUCGUCCUGAUGAGCUUGUGCAGAAGCGUUAUGCUGUUGCCGCUGGCAAGGCUGAUGCUGAUGAGUUGAAGCCAAUUGAGGACAAGUCUGUCACUGAGGUUGUCAAGCUUCAGAGGGAUUGUGGUUUCCACGCUGUCUCGAGUGGAGAGUACACCAGACACAUGUUCUGGGGUACUUUCUUCGAAGAGCUUCACGGCAUGGAGGACCGCCAACUCGGCGUCCUCAAGGGCUACGACGCCUCCAUGUUCCGCGACUACGCACCAGAUGUAAAGUCCUUCCUGGAAGCCAAGGAGAUCCCCAACGCCGUAACCGUCUGUGUAGCCAAGAUCCAGCAUCCCGGCCACUCCAGCAAUGCCCGCGAGCUCGAAGUCAUGAAGGCCAAUGUCCCCGAAGCCGAGUGGAAGAACAUUAAGAUUACUGUUAUUUCUCCUUCAUGGUACCAUUUCCGCUACCGUGCUGGUCGUGCUUACCCCAAGGAAGUCUACGCAAAUGAUGAGGAGUACUUUGCCGAUGUCGCAAAGGCAUAUCAGACAGAGUUGAAACUGUUGCACGAAGCCGGCAUCCGCAACAUCCAAAUCGACGACCCUAACCUCGCCUACUUCUGCUCCGAAGCCAUGCUCACCGGCUGGGCAGCAGACAAGGGAAACGUCAAGACCGCCGACGAAAUGUUCGACGCCUAUGUGAAGUUCUACAAUGCCUGUUUCGAGCGCCCUGCCGGUAUGCAUUUGGGCAUCCAUCUCUGCCGUGGAAACUACAUGGGAAGCCGUCAUUUCAGCGAGGGUGCUUACGACAACAUUGCCUCAAAGCUGUUCAAGGAUCUCAAUGUCGAUACUUAUUACCUCGAGUACGACACUGCUCGUGCUGGUGGCUUUGAGCCCUUGAAGCAUCUGCCCAAGAACAAAAAUGUCAUUCUUGGUGUCGUUACUAGCAAGUUCCCUGAGCUCGAGGACAAGGAGAAGAUGGUGCAGCGUGUGUAUCAGGCUGCUGAUUUCAUUGCCGAGGGUAAUGGUCAGUCCAGAGAGGAGGCUCUGCAGCGUGUUGGUGUGUCGCCGCAGUGUGGUUUCGCUUCUCACGCUGAGGGCAACUCUCUCGAGUACGAGGAUAUGCGCAAGAAGUUGCAGCUCGUCAGAGGUAUUGCUGACCAGAUUUGGCCCAGCCAGCCUUAA